AUGAGCGGAAGCGGUGGAUUCUACAAGUACAGGUGCAAGUACUUUUACACCCACAACUGCACAAAUUGGGUCUAUGUCAAUAACUCACCCUGUGCCAAUUGUCUCGCCGAGGGCAGGGAUUCCGUCGAAACCCCAGCCCAGCAACCGUUCAAGGACAUCAUGGUGCCUUACUGGGACGUCAAUGGCAUGCGGCAAGAGUGCCUCAUGGAGUAUGUCGCGACGGACGCCUCGGGCGUCUACUGGAGCCUCAGGUAUAAGGCCCCCGUGCAGAUGGGCCCGACGGUCACGAGCGACACGCCCAGGCCGGUCUACCCUCCGUCGUAG
Diaporthe amygdali is the source of this 324-nucleotide messenger RNA. RefSeq lists its product as uncharacterized. The transcript has 2 exons. Lineage: Eukaryota; Fungi; Ascomycota; Sordariomycetes; Diaporthales; Diaporthaceae. The coding region runs from base 1 to 324 and encodes 107 amino acids. The record is from RefSeq and is a predicted model, not a curated record.